AAUUGUUGCGUAUGCGUGUGCAAAGCAUAUGCAUAGCAUAUUUCAUUGUUUAAAACAAUCAAUUUGUGGAAACGGUUGUGCAAAAGCAUAUGUAGAACUUAUGUCUGAUACAAGUGCGCUGGAAUUAUGUAUAUGUCGUAGUGCGAGCUGCAGUAGCAGGCGCAAAGAAGAAAGUGAAGCUGCUGCAUCAAAACCAACAACAACAACAAUAAAUUUCGUAAAACAACAAUCGGAACGGAAAAUAGCCUAUAUUUUUGUACACAAGGAACGCACCCUCGCAACGUGCUUAGCAAAAAAAAAAAACAACAAAAAAUAGUAUAUAUAUACAUAACUAUAUAUAUAUAUAUUGUAUAUAACACGGUUGCAAUGUCCAAUGGUGACGAUGUGCUAGACAGCUGGGAGGAAAUUGACGAAGCAGGCCUUUGCAUGACACUGCAAACGAAACUCCAGACCGCCAACGACGACAACAGCAGCAGCAACUUGAACCCCACCACAGCAGCUGAGUCAGCGGCAGUGAACAAAAUGAAAUUGCUACAGCGUCCACAGAACCUGCAGGAGAGCAACGACAGCAGCAGUAGCACAGGAACUCUGGUUGCUGUAAUGCCGAAGCAAAUAAUGAUUGCCAAAAAGCCGCAGCAAUCGGCGCCAACAUUGGAUGCCGAUCUGAACACUGCCCCCGUUAUGAUGGUGCUGCACAAGCCGAACAGUGACUACGAUAGCGUCAACUAUGCAACGCCCAUCAGCAAUCAAACGGUGAAGAUUUUGCGUCGACCAGCCCAGGCCGAGGAGCGUCGCGAUUCAAACGGCAUGCGACCCAAACCAAUCAAGACGCUGCAGCAGCGCGAACAGGAAUACGCCCAGGCGCGCCUACGCAUACUGGGCAGCGCCAAAAAUCCUGAGGAUGAUAAGCCUGUUACGCCACCAAGUGGUUCGCCCGUGGUUGUGCCCAACUCAGUUCAAGCGGAACCUAGUCCGCAUCCACCGCCGCCCGCUGUCAACUUUAACAAUAAUAACAGCGGCAGUGUCGCCACAGCACCUGGCAUGCAUCGCUCCAAUUCGGCGCCAAAGAUGUCGCAAACAGCGCCGAUCUACAACAACUAUAACAACUACUAUCAGGCGCUGCCAAAUCCAGCUGCUAUGGGCUACUUUUAUUCGCAACAGACGCCUUCCAUGCAUCAGCAGCAAGUGCAACAGCAACAGCAGCAGCAGCAGCAGCAAACGCAGCCACCGCCGCCGCACUACAAUCAACGCAUGUCUCCAUAUAUAACAGGGGCGCCACCGGGGCCGCCGCAAACGACCAAUCCUCAGCAGAGCUGGUCGCCCGUUGUGGGCGGUAGCGUAUCGGCGGCGCUGUUGCGUCAGCAAUCGUUGCAUGCACCGUCGUUGCAACAGCAACAUCAGCGAGUGCCGCCGCUGCCACCAUAUGCGGGGCAUCCGUACAAUGAUAAUGUGCUACGACUUCCACGGGGUCCCUGUCCCAAUGGCACCGUUGGAUUUCAGAUGCGUCGGUAACAGUCGCCGCAACGCAUACAAAAUUCUAUAAUUUCAAUGUAUACCAUGCCACAAUUAAACGCAUGCAUUCAAAAAAUUGUCAUUCUGAGAUUGCACUGAGCAACGA
This is a messenger RNA of Drosophila grimshawi, 1618 nucleotides long. Its product is annotated as myb-like protein AA. Lineage: Eukaryota; Metazoa; Arthropoda; Insecta; Diptera; Drosophilidae. The record is from RefSeq and is a predicted model, not a curated record.